This is a messenger RNA of Gigantopelta aegis, 683 nucleotides long. RefSeq lists its product as uncharacterized. NCBI's taxonomy places the organism in Eukaryota, Metazoa, Mollusca, Gastropoda, Neomphalida, Peltospiridae. The coding region runs from base 129 to 683 and encodes 184 amino acids. The transcript is spliced from 5 exons. The record is from RefSeq and is a predicted model, not a curated record.
GCAAAAUUUAAUAAUGGCCUUGGGGGAAAAAAAAACUUGAUUACAAACUAAUUAGCCUAUCAUAUCGGGUGAAUAAUUCAGGUGCUUUAUACAAAAUGAUUAUGUAUUGCUGAUCUCAAUUUCUUGAAAUGGAUGACUCUAUCCUAGUGCUUCUGUGUAGCUGUUGGUUGUUGGUCUAUGGUCCUGAUUCCUGUCGAGCAUCAAAGUGUGUUACUGCCAAUAUAUUCACGGACAAUGCAACUAUGAUAGGUAUUUUUCCAAAUACCCUUUGCUGUGGUCGACACAAUGACUAUACUCCUUUCUUGAUUGGUUUUUCUUAUCAGAAACGGAUAUUUGUGGGCGUAGGAAUAAAGGGACCCUUUACUGAGCUGACAGAUAAAGGAUUUCAAUCCUUUGUUGUUUAUGCAUCUUUGAAUGGUGGAAUGUAUAAAUCUAUCAGAGAAGGGAAUCCUAAGAAUCGGAGAGCCAAGAUAUUUCCUGGCCUGACCAAAGCAGACAUUGAGAGAGAUAAGAAAAAAGUAUUCCAGUUUGACUAUCCUGUUGAGGCUGACCGUCUGAAGAUGGUCUUCAAACUGAGACAUGGUCAAAAUCAACUUUGUGUAACCGUCUUUUAUUUCUGUGGUUGCAAGUUGAAAGAGACAGCGUUGCGUCAUAGCUGUGAUGUGCGUAUUGCCAAUGACUAA